Candidozyma haemuli is the source of this 2370-nucleotide messenger RNA. It is a transcript of the gene TPO5, whose product is annotated as Tpo5p. Gene Ontology annotation, cellular component: membrane. Gene Ontology annotation, molecular function: transmembrane transporter activity. The record is from RefSeq and is a predicted model, not a curated record. The coding region runs from base 1 to 2370 and encodes 789 amino acids. Lineage: Eukaryota; Fungi; Ascomycota; Pichiomycetes; Serinales; Metschnikowiaceae. The transcript has 2 exons. Gene Ontology annotation, biological process: transmembrane transport.
AUGUCGACCGACGUGAACCUUCCCCAGCCACCGUCAUACUAUGAAAGUGGGUUUAAUCUCAUCCGUGACUCGGCCCCAGCCAAUUUUGUCAGCCACUUACUCCACGAUGACUAUAAUGAGGAAGAGCAUGUGGAGCACUUCACAUAUAAGCAGCAGCUUGAAAGAAAGCUUACGGUGCUUUCCAUCAUAGGCCUUGGGUUUACUUUGGUUGGUGUGCCUUUUGGCUUAUCAUCCACGUUGUGGAUCCUGUUGGUGGAUGGUGGUAACGUCACCAUGCUCUAUGGGUGGCUCGUUGUGGGUUUCUUCAGUAUAUGUGUUGUCUUGAGUCUUAGUGAGAUCAUUUCCAAGUAUCCUACUUCGGGUGGUGUUUACCAUUUCAGUGCCAUUUUGAGUAAUGAGAAGUACUCUUCUGUCAGCUCAUGGUUCACUGGUUGGUUUCUUCUUAUUGGCAACUGGACAUAUGCUGUCAGCAUCAUGUUUUCAGGUUCCCAGUUUAUCCUUUCCAUUUUUGGUCUUAAGGAUGUGUACUAUAAAGAGGAUACUCUCUACGUCCUCAGCGUUUACUUCAUCAUUCUUACAUUUGUUGGUUUUGUCAACUUCAAGUUUUCUGGCUACUUGGACCACAUUAAUAAGAUGUGCAUCAUCUGGUCCAUCGGUACUGUCGUCCUCAUUGACGUCUUUCUUCUUAUUUUCUCCAAAAGAACAAACUCGGCUUCCCAUACACUUACAAAUUUCGAUAACUCCCGGUCUGGAUGGCCAGACCCCAUUGCAUUCAUGGUUGGACUUCAAAGUUCUUCGUUUACGCUUACUGGUUACGGUAUGUUGUUCUCCAUGACUGAUGAGGUGAAGAACCCUGAGCGUAAUAUGCCCCGUGGUGCUGUUAGUGCCAUCUGCAUGGCUGUAUUGCAAGGUUUGAUGUUCAUUGUUCCUAUUCUUGUCAUCUUGCCUGCGCUCACCGUUUUACUUGACGAUACGCCUGAAAUCAUGCCUAUCGAUUUGAUCUUCAAGACUGCUACACAGUCCUAUGUUGUUUCGUUUUUGUUGAUUCUUCUUCUUGUGGGAACAGUGUUGUUUCAGGCUAUUGGUUCCAUCACAACCGCUUCUAGAUCCACAUAUGCAUUUGCCAGAGAUGGAGGUUUACCGUUUAAGGCCAUAUGGACAGAAGUUGGUUCAGUGGAAGAUACGAUCGUGCCUAAGAAUGCUCUUUUCUUGUCGAUGGGUGUAUGCGGCGUCUUUUCGCUUUUGGCACUUGUGUCCCCAUCUGCGUUUAAUGCGUUCAUGGGUGCUUCAGUUGUUUCAUUGGCAUUAGCCAAUGGAAUCCCUAUCCUUUGCUUAAUGUUGAACAAAAGAAGAAAGAUUAAGGGUGCAGCGUUCAGGCUACGAGCAUUCGGAUGGAUUGUCAACGGAAUCUCUGUAUUCUGGGUAUUCCUACUGUUCUUCAUUCUUUGCAUGCCACCAGUUGUUAAAGACAUAUCGUGGUAUAAUAUGAACUACGCCUUUGCUGUUCUCGUAUGUUUGGCUUCGUUGGCAGCUAUUGGCUACAAGACAUGGGGAAGCAAGGUUUUCACUGGCCCUGUGAUUGACACAGAAUAUUUCGAGCUUGAAUCGAUGAGAAAACCAGGAAGCUCGCAGAAUUUCGUUAUUGAGGAUAUCGAGGAAGAAGAUAUAGGCAAAAAUGAGCUGGCCUCAUAUGAAUCACAUUCAGCAGACUCAGGGAUGAUGAAACAAUCCGACCUGAAGAGCUCAGAAACAGCGAACAAAGAUUUCGUUAUAGACGGUGUUGAGGAGGAUCAAAAGAAUUACUUUUCGAUAUUUCUCGGACCGAACACUAAUAGAUACAUAGAUUUUAACAUUACGUUGCGUACGCAUCUUAGCGAUAUAUCUAAGACUAGUUAUAGACUUACAAAAACCAUGUCUGCUGAUCACACGAGAGAUCCAUGCCCGAUCGUUAUCGUAAGCGAUUUCGGAGGUGCCUUCGCCAUGGGUGCAUUCGGUGGCUUGAUCUGGCACGGAAUCAAGGGUUUCCGUAACUCGCCAUACGGCGAAAGAGCAUACGGUGCAUUCACUGCCAGUAGGACCAGAGCUCCUGUUGUUGGUGGUAACUUCGGUGUUUGGGGUGGUCUUUUCUCGACUUUUGACUGUGCUGUCAAGGGUGCCAGAAAGAAGGAAGAUGCAUGGAACGCCAUCAUCGCUGGUUUCUUUACCGGUGGUGCUUUGGCCAUCAGAGGUGGCUGGAAGGCCACCAGAAACUCUGCCAUCACCUGUGCCUGUUUCUUGGGUAUUAUCGAGGGUGCUGGUAUGAUGUUGCAGAGAGCUAUGGCUCAGCCAAAUAUGGCGCCUGUUUACGGCGAGGAGCCCAUGGCUGCUUGA